Molecule: messenger RNA, 354 nt
Organism: Diaporthe citri
Lineage: Eukaryota; Fungi; Ascomycota; Sordariomycetes; Diaporthales; Diaporthaceae
Exons: 3
Coding region: 1-354 (117 amino acids)
Source: RefSeq, a predicted model, not a curated record
AUGGCCAUCCCAAACCAGAAAGCAGCUGCAGGACAGCAGUGGGAUGAGGCCGAAAUCGAGCAAGCGCUGAAGCGACUGGGUGAACUCCACCACCAGAUGCGGAACUUGCGCUCGACCAUUCCUAGGGCAAUGGAACCCCUUUCCAUGCAUGCCUCCCCCGAAGCGACCUUCUCGGCCCUUCAAGAAACUACGAAAUCCGCGUACGGCGAGAUCAAAGACUACAAGCAGGCAGCUACGAACGAGGAGACCGCGAAGGUCCUCGAGCAUGCGAAACAGAGCCGGAAGGACAACCCCAAGGGCAUCAAGCCGUGGCGGGCAAGAGAUGACCCUGACUGGUUGACAACCAACGGCUAA